AUGGACUCAUUAACACCCUACUGCCGCGAGCUGGCCUCGCCAGGCAUCUUCCAAACUGCUCUAUCUAUCCAGAUUAUCCUCGGGAUCCUCCUCUCAUACCUCCCCCAACACAUCCGUAUCAUCGCCCGGCGAAGCUCCUUCGGUAUCUCACCAUACUUUAUCCUCCUAGGUGUAACAUCAGGGACCUCAGCUUUCGCCAAUAUCCUGGUAUUCCCAUCCACCGCACAAGAUGUCGCCUGCUGCCGGGAUAUCAGCGGAUUCGCUUGCUUCGCAGGGCUACUGGGUGUAUUCCAGAUGGCCAUGCAAUGGCUUGCUUUCUUUUCUAUUCUUUUGCUAUUCGUGAUCUACUUCCCGCGCGCUACAUCCCCCACAGACCCGGUGGGCAGUGUGUCUUCCACCUCCAGCGGACCGACGUACCGCACCGCGCUCAUCGUAACGGGGAUAUGUCUACUGCACGCGCUCGUUACAAUUAUAAUUUCCCUAGCGGUUGAGCUACGCUACCCGGCCGCUGUUGCGACCUGGGCUAACUUCCUCGGUAUCCUGGCUGCGAUCCUCGCGUCGAUCCAGUACUUCCCGCAGAUAUACACUACCUUCCGGCUGCGUUGCGUGGGGAGCUUGAGUAUCCCCAUGAUGUGCAUCCAGACGCCCGGAAGUCUUGUCUGGGCUGCUAGUUUGGCUGCCCGUAAGGGUUGGAGUGGCUGGAGUAUCUGGGGCGUGCUUGUUGUCACGGCUUGCUUGCAGGGUACCUUGUUGACGAUGGCAAUCUAUUUUGAGUACUUUGGAUCCAACAACAAGGGGAAAGCUGGGCACGUUGAUCAAACCGGGGAGCCCGAUGAGUCGGCUCCUGCUGAUGAGAGCGCUCAGCAAGAACCUGUGCAUGAGGAGCGACCAUCUGAGGAGACGCCGUUGCUUCAGAGCCAGUGA
Messenger RNA from Penicillium roqueforti, 924 nucleotides. Its product is annotated as PQ-loop repeat-containing protein. The transcript has 3 exons. Lineage: Eukaryota; Fungi; Ascomycota; Eurotiomycetes; Eurotiales; Aspergillaceae. The record is from RefSeq and is a predicted model, not a curated record. Bases 1 to 924 code for a protein of 307 amino acids.